ACUGGCACGAGGACAGCUCCAGUUACCAAGGGACACUGCUGUCGCUGACAAGCGUUUUGAAUUCGAGUCGAGCAAUAAUCUCAGACUGCUGGAUAGCAGGUUCUGCAUAGAAAAUGAAAGCAUAUUAGUUCAGUUGGGAAGGUAGAGAAAAAUGGGGAGGCUAUAUCCACCGAGUCCGCGCACUCUUUCUCUUCUUUUCCUCCUCUUUGUUUCUAGCUUUGCAGCUUCGUCAGAAGCUGCGGCAACAUCAACAAGGCUAGCUCAGAAGGGAUGGCCUGGGUUUCUCUUCACAAGAACUAGAGGAAGAUGCACUCCCCUGUACUGGAGCAGCAGGAAUGAGGCGUGGCCGAGGAUGGUCCCACAGGAAGCAACAUUGUCUAAGGUGUUCGGAUGGAGGGCGAGUGAACGCUACAGAUCUGAUCUGACUCUGUUGGAAGCAACAGCGAGAAAAGACGAGGAGAACGCUUUCCACAGGUUGCUGAAGCAGGGGACUGCAUCGCUGCUCAAUUCAUAUGCCAGAAAGGGUUUUCCUUACUCGGCUUGGGAGAUUAAGACUUUGGUUUUACAAGCACUGGUGUCGGAAGAGGCUGCAGUUCGUCAAGCUCAAGGUUUCUCUGUUGCCAAUGAGGCCUGUAGCUAGUGUGUUAUUAAACCCAUGUUUCUGUCUGUGUUUUGUUUUUUGAGAAGCCUUUGUUUGGUUUUGUGGAUUAAUGCACAACAGCCUUUUUUUUUUUUUUUUUUUUUUUUUUUUUAUGGGUCUAGUGUUUGGUGUUGGUCUGUCUAUAUUUUGGGAGUCCAGCAAUGGUGAUGUUGGAGAUCUUGUAUCAAAUCAAGCAGUGCGUACAAAAAUUUCCUAUAUACUGUUAAUGAUUGCGUUGGAUUGAUAUUCAGUCAUUGAUCGGAAGUCUAAAACAGUAGUGAAAAAACAAAUUAAAAAUUAUGAAAUCACAGCACCGAACCAACCACACAAGUUAAUAAAGAAGAAAAAAAAAGACCACAUUUUAUUCAUUUUAUUGAAGGCUGCCUUCAUGCAUAUUUGUACACUCAGUUUAUACUACUCAAGUUUCCUCAAGAUGUUAAACAGCCUUCUGCACUCCAUUCUUACAAGAAGGGCUAGCUCUUAAUAGUGGCCUAAGGACUAGUACUAGUGGCAUUACUAAAACAAA
Juglans microcarpa x Juglans regia is the source of this 1166-nucleotide messenger RNA. RefSeq lists its product as uncharacterized. NCBI's taxonomy places the organism in Eukaryota, Viridiplantae, Streptophyta, Magnoliopsida, Fagales, Juglandaceae. The transcript is spliced from 2 exons. The record is from RefSeq and is a predicted model, not a curated record. The coding region runs from base 152 to 640 and encodes 162 amino acids.